CUUCUGUUAGUGGCGGGCGGUUAGGAGCGCCGAGUGGCGCUGGAGAACCGGCUCUUCCUUUCGCAGCUACCGCCGCCAUCUCCGUGUUUGCGGGGCGGGAAGGAGGGAGGGGACUUGCGGCUGCAGCUGGAGCGGGCUUUUCUCCGGGGACGGUCCUCUCCUUGCUUUCCCUUUCCUCCUCCGCGCGUUGUUGCUGCCUGCCCCCUGCGCCCUCCCUGCGCAGCCCGGGUCCGGGAGGGGAGAGGAAAGGGCGGCGGGGGGCGGGAGAAGCCGCAGGGUGGACGCGCGUUUGGAGGCAACUCCUGCCCGAUCUGUGCAUCCCCACGUCCAGGGUGCUUGCCGGCCCGGCCUCGGCGGCUGCCGCGGCGGCCGCAGGAAGGGGCUUAGAGGAGGCGGGGGCUGCGCUGCGGGGGCGGGACCGGCUGUCCCGGCGCUAAGUUGUGGGGCCCGGCUCCUCCCGAUCGGAUUCUUUUCCCCUCGGCUCCUGGGACCCAGCUCCGCGCCGCCGGCCCGUGAGCCACCGAACCCCUACUUCCUGGGUGAGGAGGACACGCCUGCCCUUGUGGAGAAAACUUUUCCUGCGGACUUGGUCGAGGCGGUGGUGGCAGGAAGUCCGGGCAGCGACCUCUCUCCUCCGCCUGCCGCGCUCGUCCUGCCGGGUACCCGCGCUAAGCUCGAGAUCAAGUUUUCGGGGCCCCUUCCGGGCUGCAGGCGGGUCUCGCCUUAAGAGGGGCGCCCGGCCCCAGGGAGGACAGCGGGCCAGGGCGAAGGCCGAGGGCGCGUGGUGGUUUCGGAGACAAGGUGCGGUGCGCGGCCGGGACCUUCACCCGCAGCGUUAAGCGCGGAGAACACGAGCUUGGGAGCGGAGAGCCUCUGGCGGCCGCUUCCAGGAGUCCACAGUCUGCCUCCUCCGGGUGAAGACAGUGUCCUGGACCCAAGUCUAUUGAGGAAAAAAUGAAGUUAAGCCGUCAGUUCACCGUAUUCGGCAGUGCGAUCUUCUGUGUUGUGAUCUUCUCGCUCUACCUGAUGCUAGAUCGGGGUCACUUAGACUACCCCAAAAGCCCGCGCCGAGAGGGCUCCUUUCCUCAGGGCCAGCUCUCAAUGUUGCAAGAAAAAAUAGACCAUUUGGAGCGUUUGCUAGCUGAGAAUAAUGAGAUCAUCUCAAAUAUUAGAGAUUCGGUCAUCAAUUUGAGUGAGUCUGUGGAGGAUGGGUCGAAAAGUUCACAAGGCAAUUUCAGCCGAGGUGCUGGGUCACCUCUUCUGUCAUCGAAACAAUUGUCCCUCACAAUCGACCCUGAAGAUUGUCAGUUUGCUUCACACAGCGGAAGUCAGAAUUCACAUGUGCAGAUGUUGGAUGUUUACAAUCUAAUUCCUUUUGACAAUCCAGAUGGUGGAGUUUGGAAGCAAGGAUUUGACAUUACCUAUAAAUUUAAUGAAUGGGACACUAAGCCCCUUCAAGUCUUUGUGGUACCUCAUUCCCAUAAUGACCCAGGUUGGUUGAAGACUUUCGAUGAGUACUUUAGAGAGAAGACUCAGUAUAUUUUUAAUAACAUGGUCAUCAAGCUGAAAGAAGACCCGCGGAGGAAAUUUAUGUGGUCUGAGAUCUCAUACCUUUCCAAGUGGUGGGAUACUAUAGAUACACAGAAGAAGGAUGCUGUUAAAAGUUUACUAGAAAAUGGGCAGUUUGAAGUUGUGACAGGUGGCUGGGUUAUGCCUGAUGAAGCUGCUGCACAUUACUUUGCCUUAAUUGACCAACUAAUUGAAGGCCAUCAGUGGCUGGAAAAACAUCUCGGAGUGAAACCUCGGUCUGGUUGGGCUAUUGAUCCUUUUGGACAUUCACCAACAAUGGCUUAUCUUCUGAAUCGUGCUGGAUUUUCUCACAUGCUUAUCCAGAGGGUUCAUUAUUCAGUUAAGAAACAUUUUGCAUCACAUAAAACACUGGAGUUUUUUUGGAGACAGAAUUGGGAUCUGGGAUCUGUCACAGAUAUUUUUUGCCACAUGAUGCCCUUCUACAGCUAUGACAUUCCUCACACUUGUGGACCUGAUCCUAAAAUAUGCUGCCAGUUUGAUUUUAAACGACUUCCUGGAGGCAGAUUUGGUUGUCCCUGGGGAGUCCCCCCAGAAACAAUAUACCCUGGAAAUGUCCAAAACAGGGCUGAGAUGCUUCUAGAUCAGUACCGAAAGAAGUCAAAGCUUUUCCGUACCACAGUUCUCCUGGCCCCACUAGGAGAUGAUUUCCGCUACUCUGAACGCACGGAAUGGGACCAUCAGUUUAAGAAUUAUCAGCUGCUUUUUGAUUAUAUGAAUUCUCAACCUCAGUAUAAUGUUAAGAUACAGUUUGGGACUUUAUCAGAUUAUUUUGAUGCCUUGGAUAAAGAAGAUGCAUCCAGUAGAAAGAAUAGCCAAUCAAUGUUCCCUGUUCUAAGUGGAGAUUUUUUCACUUAUGCUGACCGAGACGAUCAUUAUUGGAGUGGCUACUUUACAUCCAGACCCUUUUACAAACGAAUGGAUAGGAUAUUGGAGUCCCAUUUAAGGGCUGCUGAAAUUCUUUACUAUUUCGCCCUGACACAAGCUCAGAAAUACAAGAUAAGUUCAUUUCUUUCAUCAUCCUUUUACACGUUGCUGACAGAAGCCAGAAGGAAUUUGGGACUGUUUCAACAUCAUGAUGCUAUCACAGGAACUGCAAAAGAUUGGGUGGUUGUGGAUUAUGGUACCAGACUCUUUCAUUCAUUAAUGAAUUUGAAGAAGAUAAUUGGACAUUCUGCACUUCUUCUUAUUUUGAAGGACAAGCACUCGUAUGAAUCUUACUCUUUUGAUACCGUCCUCGAAAUGGAUUUGCAACAAAAAUCACAAAGUUCUCUACCAUACACAAAAAUAAUAAAGCUGAGUGCAGAGCCAAGGUAUAUUGUGGUCUACAAUCCUUUAGAACAAGAACGAAACUCACUGGUCUCAGUCUGUGUGAGUUCCUCCAAAGUACAAGUGUCCUCCGCUUCCGGAAAGCCUGUGGAAAUUCAAAUGAGUGCGGUUUGGGAUACAGCAAGUACUGUUUCACAGACGGCCUAUGAGAUCUCUUUUCUAGCACAGAUGCCACCAUUAGGACUGAAAGUGUAUGUGAUUUCAGAAUCAACAACUUCAAAUCCACAUUUAGCUGAAUAUGUCCUAUAUAAUGGUAACAUAGAAAAUAACGGAAUUUUCAACGUGAAGAAUAUAAAAAGCACUGAAGAAGAUAUAACUCUAGAGAACUCCUUUAUUAAGCUUCAGUUUGGUCAGUCUGGGCUUUUGGAGGAAAUAAUAAAUAAAGAAGAUGGUAAACGUCAUGAAGUAAAAGUACAAUUUUCAUGGUAUGGGACCACAAGUAAAAAGGACAAAAGUGGUGCCUAUCUCUUCUUACCUGAUGGGGAAUCCAAGCCCUAUGUUUACACAACAUUGCCCCUUGUCAGAGUGCAACGUGGAAAGUUUUAUUCGGAUGUGACUUGCUAUUUUGAACAUGUUACGCAUAGAGUCCGGCUGUACAACGUACACGGAGUUGAAGGACAGUCUGUGGAAGUGUCUAAUAUUGUGGACAUCCGAAAAGAACAUAACCGCGAGAUUGCAAUGAGAAUUUCUUCUAACAUAAACAGCAAAAACAGAUUUUAUACGGAUCUAAAUGGAUACCAGAUUCAGCCUAGAAUGACAAUGAGCAAAUUGCCUCUUCAAGCAAAUGUCUAUCCGAUGACCACAAUGGCAUAUGUCCAGGAUGCUGAGCACCGCUUGACACUGCUCUCUGCUCAGUCUUUAGGUGUAUCAAGUUUGAAAAGUGGUCAGAUUGAAGUUAUCAUGGAUCGAAGACUCAUGCAAGAUGAUAAUCGUGGCCUUGAGCAAGGUGUCCAUGAUAACAAGAUUACAGCUAAUUUAUUUCGAAUACUACUAGAAAAAAGAACUGUCAUGAAUAUGGAAGAAGAAAAGAAGUCGGUCAGUUAUCCUUCCCUCCUUAGCCACAUAACUUCUUCUUUCCUGAAUCACCCUGUCUUUCCAAUGAUAGAAAAGAACCCCGUACCCACCCUUCAGCUGCUGGGUGAAUUCUCUCCGUUACUGUCAUCUUUGCCUUGUGACAUUCAUCUGAUUAACCUGAGGACAAUACAGGCAAAGGUGGAUGGCAAGCAAUCGGAUGAGGCGGCCUUGAUCCUCCACAGGAAGGGGUUUGAUUGCCGCUUCUCCAGCAGAGACGCGGGGCUGCUUUGCUCCACCACCCAGGGAAAGAUACUGGUUCAGAAACUUUUUAGCAAGUUUACUGUUGCAAGUCUCAUACGGUCAUCAUUAUCCUUGAUGCAUUCACCUCCAGACGCUCGAAAUAUAAGUGAGAUCAACAUGAGUGCCAUGGAAAUCAGCACAUUCCGAAUCCAGCUGAGGUGAACCUGGCUUUCAGAUUUGGAUUGGGAAGUAUUGGCUUUUACAUACUUCUUAAUUUGACGUGCAAUAAAGAAGCACAUUAUUUUAGCUUCUGGCUACUGUGAGAACAUAAAUUCUGUUAAUUUUUUAUUUUUUUGAACCAGUAUAGUAAGAAAGAAAAAGCCAUGCUAUCAACCAGUUUUGUUUUGUUUUAAGUUCCUUCCAUCAGCUACCACCAUCGGUAUGAAUUGAUGCAACAAGCAAAGAAAUGUCUAAAGACAGCCUCUCAACAGAUUGUAUCUCAGGUUAAAUGCUAACUAAUUAUAUCUGUGUUGGGAGUUGUGAAGAGAUUGUUGUGAGUAUUCAUGUGGCUAGUUCCUUGUUAAUUUUACAAAAUGUCCAUUUUUUUAUCAAAAUGGAAUAAGCUGGUAGGUAAUAGCUAAUGGCCAAAAUGGUUGCAAUCAUUCAUACACGUUAGAAAAUUUGUGUGUGUUGAAAUAUGUGGAAAAGUGCAAUCCAUCAACCCUUAUGAUAUACAUAGUUGAUUUUCACACCUUUUCUAAUGUACCAUUUGACCCCUCCCUUCCCACCCUUUGUAAGUAUUUCCAGAAAUAACAGAUUUUGAAUCAUUCAGUAGUAGAACAAGAGGCAUAUUUUCAUUACUUGACAAUGUGGGAUAGGUGCAAUUUAUUCCAUUGUCACUAAAAUACAAGAAGCAAUUCCAUAGGUACCAUAACCUAUUUUAGGUACCACAAGGUGUCUUUUUACACAGCUCAUUUGAAUACAGAUGUUCAGAGAAGGGGUUUUCUAUUUUAAAAAAUACCAUAUCAAAAUAAAUGUGCCUUAUUUUUUUAUAAGUCUUGUUAAAUCUUUUGGUGUCCAUAUUACUGUUUGGGGAAGGGGGGAAAUGAGGGUAGGAAGAGGGCGUGGGUACUUUCUAUGACACAUAAAUUGUAAAAAUGUUGCCUGACAUGCUGGCUACCUUCUGAUCUGUUUUGUUAAAUUUGUGGUGAUAUCACUCUAAACAUUUUGACUAUUUGAAUGUACUGAGAUCUCAGAAAACAAAACAAGGAAGAAAAAUAUUGUUAAUUAAAAUAUGCUGCUGCCAAGGAGACUGCAACUUGAAGCAAGGAUUUCAUAACAAAAAUCCACAUACUGUUUCCAUUUCAGAGGAAUUAACCAUAUUGAAGAGAGAACGCUUUAAAAUAGACCCUUUUUUGAAACCCACUUAUAUGUAGCUCCCCGUGAUUUAUCUUAUUAAAGAAUAUGUUCAGUGAAUUCCAAACUUUUGUAUGUGUGUGCUAACCUCAAGGUGAAGUUCAGAGCCCAUGUGCCAUUACAGUACAUUUGGUAAAAUUUAUUUGGGAUCAUUGUUAACUUUGACAUUACAAUAAAAACCACAUUAGCAACAUUUAGAACAUUCAGUUUGGACAUAGAAAGGAUUCUUUGAAUAUGUA
Messenger RNA from Rhinolophus ferrumequinum (greater horseshoe bat), 5825 nucleotides. RefSeq names its product mannosidase alpha class 2A member 1 (gene MAN2A1). Bases 955 to 4392 code for a protein of 1145 amino acids. Gene Ontology annotation, cellular component: Golgi membrane. Gene Ontology annotation, molecular function: carbohydrate binding; alpha-mannosidase activity. The transcript has 22 exons. Lineage: Eukaryota; Metazoa; Chordata; Mammalia; Chiroptera; Rhinolophidae. The record is from RefSeq and is a predicted model, not a curated record. Gene Ontology annotation, biological process: N-glycan processing; mannose metabolic process; protein deglycosylation.